CUGCGCGUUCUCGUUUCGAGUUUUUUUUCUCAAGUUCGAAUGCAAAUUUUACGUUGAAAAUCAUCAUUCGUUAAGUGUAAACUUAUGUGAGAUAUUUAAGUGGAAUUUUUUUAAGCAACAUGAGAAGAAAGUGCAACAUCCGUCGUAAAAUGUACGAAAGUUCCUGUUCGUACCAAGGAGCUCUGGAACUGAAACGCAGUACCGCAUCGGCGUGCCCUUUGGGCAUCAAAACUGAAGAGUUCAGCUCGGCCAGUGAUUGGCCAGCUUAUAGAUUCUGCAAUCCCAGCACUUUCGAACAACUAAAGCAAAGUGUCGAAAAAGCUAAGGCAGCUUUACAAGAUAGGACUUCGUUUUUUGGUAAUACUAGUGCGUUCAGUGACUUGUACAACGUUUCGUCGACGGCCAGGAAUCACCAUCAUCAUCAGGACAAUGUCCAGGAUGGCAAUAGGUUGAGGGACAGUAACGAUGUAGAUACUAAAAGGGGUGAGUGCUUAAAACAGCAAAACGCUUUGCAGGAAGAUAAAAUUAGGAUUAACGUAGACUUAACAUUGUUUCAAUAA
Ceutorhynchus assimilis (cabbage seed weevil) is the source of this 560-nucleotide messenger RNA. Lineage: Eukaryota; Metazoa; Arthropoda; Insecta; Coleoptera; Curculionidae. The record is from the annotation of a GenBank genome assembly.